Oryctolagus cuniculus (rabbit) is the source of this 4809-nucleotide messenger RNA. RefSeq names its product calcium homeostasis modulator family member 2 (gene CALHM2). Gene Ontology annotation, molecular function: monoatomic cation channel activity. Gene Ontology annotation, cellular component: plasma membrane. The record is from RefSeq and is a predicted model, not a curated record. Lineage: Eukaryota; Metazoa; Chordata; Mammalia; Lagomorpha; Leporidae.
GACUUCCUCUGGGCGCGCACCGCCCUCGCCGCCCGCCCUCGCCGGCCCGGCCCGGGACGCUGUUUUUUCCACUUGCCGGCGCGCACGCUCCAUCUGUUUCCUUUCUUCUGCUCGUGAGUGAGGUUUGUUUGAGACGCCACCAGCUUCCCGCUCUGCUGGAAGCCAAAGCAGCGAAACCAGCCAGGGCCGGGAGAGCGCUUUAAGUGGGGGGCAGCUGCCCGCGGCCGCAGGUCCAAGAAGCCACGCCUGGAGUCCCCGUGUCCUCCGGGCCCGUGCGACGAGGCCCUGCAGCCGGUCCUCAGGAGGUGCCGGGCCAGCCACUACAGGGGGUAAAAUGGCACACCCACGCGCACCAGCCUGCGCCCUCGCCUAGCCCCACCAGGAAGCACCCUCCGCCUCCUGCUGCCCCUGCUGCCCUGGCUCCCCGCCCGUCACCAUGGCUGCGCUGAUCGCAGAGAACUUCCGCUUCCUGUCACUCUUCUUCAAGAGCAAAGAUGUGAUGAUUUUCAACGGGCUGGUGGCCCUGGGCACGGUGGGCAGCCAGGAGCUGUUCUCUGUGGUUGCCUUCCACUGCCCCUGCUCACCGACCCGCAACUACCGGUAUGGGCUGACGGCCAUCGGUGUGCCCGCGCUGGCGCUCUUCCUCAUCGGCGUCAUCCUCAACAACCACACCUGGAACCUAGUUGCCGAGUGCCAGUACCGGCGGACCAAGAACUGCUCGGCUGCCCCCAACUUCCUCCUCCUGAGCUCCAUCCUGGGCCGCGCGGCUGUGGCUCCCGUCACCUGGUCUGUCAUCUCCUUGCUGCGUGGCGAGGCCUAUGUCUGCGCCCGCAGUGAGUUCGUGGACCCCUCCUCGCUCACAGCAGGGGAGGAGGGCUUCCCGCCAGCCCAUGCCACGGAAAUCCUGGCCAGGUUCCCUUGCGGAGAGGGCCCUGCCAACCUGUCGGGCUUUCGGGAGGAGGUGACCCGCAGGCUCAAGUAUGAGUCCCAGCUCUUCGGGUGGCUGCUCAUUGGCGUGGUGGCCAUCCUGGUGUUCCUGGUCAAGUGCCUCAAGCACUGCUGCUCCCCGCUCAGCUACCGCCAGGAGGCCUACUGGGCGCAGUACCGCUCCAACGAGGACCAGCUCUUCCGGCGCACGGCCGAAGUGCACUCGCGGGUGCUCGCCGCCAACAACGUGCGCCAAUUCUUUGGUUUCGUGGCGCUCAACAAGGAUGACGAGGAGCUGAUUGAAAAGUUCCCGGUAAAAAGCUCUCAGCCAAGGCCACAGUGGAAUGCCAUCACCGGCGUCUACCUGUACCGUGAGAACCAGGGCCUCCCGCUCUACAGCCGCCUGCACAAGUGGGUCCAGGGCCUGGCGGGCAAUGGCACGGCCCCUGACAACAUAGAGAUGGCCCCGCUGGUCUCCUGAGGGCCUGCUCCCCACGCCCCUUGCAAAUGGCUCUACUUGGUCUCAACUGAACCCCACUGCUGGCUCACAUGGGCAUCAGAAGGAAGAACAGGCGGGGGACAAGGGCCACAAGGUGCUCUGGGGUGUGCGGAGAUCCCACAGACAAUGGGGUCAGCUCUGACUGGAAAGCUGAGACCUGCAGAAAUCCUUUUUCCUGUUGCUGCCAGCCCAUCUGGUCUAUGGCUGUGGUCAAGACUUUCCCAGAGCUGGUGCAUAAGACUGGCAGAACUGCAGGCCGGGAGGCCUCAGCCAACAGAGCCAGGUGACAGCAGAAUGCACCGGCGGCACCCUGUAGCGUGCUGAGAAGCAGUUUCUAAUUCAUGGGGACACUGGGCUCACUGACGGACCACUGGGAAGCUGCCCUCCAGUGUGUGCCUCUGGUCUUGUUUUUUAUCUUUGAGUUUUUGAUAAAGCUUUUCUUGCUAUAAAGGACUAACUUUGUAUCUCUAAAGUUACAAGAGGUGACUAAAGGGGUCACAUCACAGUGGUCAGCCCCAAAUCCCGUGCUCUGUGGGAGCAAAGUGCACUGGACUCCCAUGGACCACGGGGUGGCAGCAGUGCAGAGAGCAACAGGCGUCCACUCGGGAAGACCCUGGGCUGAUGGUCUCUCAGCAGCUGGAUUCAGAGGUCUGAUCCGAUCUAGGGAACAGAAGGAGUCUGGCCUUUCUUAGAGGGAAACUCAGUUUUUGAAAUUUUGAGUCUGAAGGUCCUGCACUUAACAGGACUGAAGUAGCCCUUUACCCUAACACUAGUGUCUAAGAACCGCCAGCCCCUGCCUCCCUCCCACCCCAGCCCAUCCCCCUCCUUGCCUCUAAAACCUGCUCUCAGUAGCUGACUCCGUCACUUCUCCCUGGAGAAGCUCCCGUGACAUGUACGGCCGUGCCAGGACUUUGCCAAAAAAGAACUGGUUUCAACGACUAGCCACUCUGUGAGCCUGCGAGAGUUCUGGAAUGUAGCAGAUUUGGAGAGGUGAGGUCAUCCGGCCAGGGUGGGCCUGGGAUGAGACCCAGCAGGCGGCCCAAGAUGACGUCUGAGGCUUUCCUCAGCUGCCCGGGCUGCCUGGUUUCCCUUCCAGGCUCGGCCUUUGUCCUCCAGUCCCAGCUCAGCCUCCAAACCCUCGAGGGCAGAACAGAGGCUGAAAGAACACCCCGGGACUCUAGAGCCUGAGGGGAGGGCCGCUCUCUGGGCCUGCGCACCUCUCCGGCUGGACAGAGAGCCAGGGACAAGGUGGGAUCUGGACUGCAAGAUCCACGGACGGCAGCCCCCACCCCCUCUCGUGCUCCCCAGGGAACUUCCUGAAGAAGGGACAUGAAACUUUCCUGGGAGCCCAACCGCCCGUUGCCUGCAACAGCUGAGCAGCCUCAGAAAAGGAAAAUGACGACACACUAUGGUACUUAAGGGAAAACAAGCACAGAGGAAUUAAAAAUCUAAAAUUCCUUUUUAUCCUGACAGGAUGACACCCAGGGUGCUGCAAAAAAAGCAGCGGUUAGAACGAGUCUUUAGGUGGCAGAGCUCUGCUCCGGCCUGGUGCCUGCGGUGGGCUGGCCCGGCCCGGGGCCGCCCGGGGCCGCCUGUGCGGAGCGAUCCGCUAGUCCUCCAGCACUGAGCUCCUGGCCUCCACGUACUCCAGGGCCUUCGCCUUGACUGCCUGCACGUCCUUCUCCGUGCCGUGUUGCUUCUCGUAGUCCAGGUAGCGCUUGAAGAAGAAUUUCAUUCUCUUGGGGGCCAGGCUCAGAUGAAUGACACGCUCGAAGAUGUCCCUGUGGGGAGGAACAGGGCAGUGAGCGCCUCGGGGCCCCGCUCCGAGACUCCUGGCCGGGCUCCCCCACCUGCCCUCCAGCUCGGGAGCCGGGGCCCUCCGUGAGUCAGCUCUCCCACUUCUGCGUUUCACUACUAACGUGCACUCCCACAUGUCUCAGGAAGAGACCACCAUCCUCACUUUACCUAAAGUCACACACUGAAUCAGGCCCAGGCCACCGGGAUGGGGACAGUCAGUGGGGGACGGGUCAGUGAGAAAAGCUCAGCUUAAAACUCACUGAAGCAGGGUGGGCAGUGGGACACAGCAGGCUAAGUUGUGGCUGGAGUGCGCAUUUGAGUCCUGGCUACUCUGUUUAUGAUCUGGCUCCCUGCUAACGUGCCCGGGAGGCAGCGGAUGAUGCCUCAAGUGGCUCUGCGGGAGACUCGGAGUUCUGGGCUCCUGGCCUCAGCCUGGCCCAGCCCCAGCUGCUGUGGGCAUUUGGGGAGUGAACCAGCAGAUGGAAGACCUCUCUCUUCUCUUACCUGUCUCCCUCUGUCUGCUGCUCUGCCUUUCAAAUAAGUAAGUCUUUAAAAAAGUCACUGAGGGCUUGGGUGAGUUACUUCUUUCCAAACCUCAGGUCACCCACCUCUAACUCUUCCUGCCCUUGGGCUACUGGAGAACAAAAGUGAGACUAUGGCUGUGUGGGUUCUCUACAGCGAGAGCCAGGCAUGAUGCUCUCUACGAGGGAAACCCUUGUCUCCCAGCCCCCAGGCUAGGCUCCCCACUGUGGCAGAAAAAUUAGCUGGAAAGGUGAAUGCCACUGGACCUGGGGUCUUAGGUGAGAGCUGUUUCUCUAGAUUGAGUUAAGAGGGCUGAGGAUACUGGGAACAAACUGCGGGCUAAAACACUUGAGCUUGGCCAACACUCCACCUGCCCCCCGGAAUUCAGCCGUGGUCUGCCCCUCUCACCGGACUUCCUUCUGGCUGCCAUGCUUGAUGGUCAUGUCGAUGUAGACCGACCAGACGUCUGUGCGCUUCGGGUAGGUGCUCAGCGUGUUCUCGAAAAUGGCUUUGGCACGCUCUGCGUCCCCCAGCUGGAACUCCAGCUGGGCAAACUUGACAAUCACGUCCAUGUCUGUGGAGAGAGGACAGCUCAAAGACGUGAGCAACAUGAGCAGUCAGAUCCACCCCCAACCACGCAAGAGGUACUGCAGGGGAGGAGUGAGACUUAGUCCCCGCUCUUGGGCCCUGGGCCGAGGUUAUGACAAGAGGGACAAAGCCCCAAAAGGCCAGUGGAGGGGCCAGCGCUAUGGCACAGUAGGUUAAUCCUUUGCCUGCAGCACCGGCAUCCCGUAUGGGUGCUGAUUUUUGUGUCCCGGCUGCUUCACUUCUGAUCCAGCUCUCUGCUAUGGCCUGGGAAAGCAGUAGAGGAUGGCCCAGGUCCUUGGGCCCCUGCACCUGCAUGGGAGACGUGGAAGAAGCUCCUGGCUCCUGGCUUUGGAUUGGCCCAGCUCUGGCCAUUGCGACCAUUUGGGGAAUGAACCAGCGGACGGAAGACCUUUCUGUCUCUCCCUCUUGCUGUCUGUAACGCUACAUCUCAAAUAAAUAAAAUCUUUAAAAACAAA